UACCGAUGUUUGUCCCUCCAGCUUUAUCGUUUGUGCAUCCUCCAUCUUCUUUUUCUAUAGAAUGGUGAUGUUCGAUUUCUUAUCUGUACCGAUGUGGCUGCUCGUGGGAUCGAUAUUGCCGGUCUACCUUACGGCCGAGAGGCUGAAGAAAUGGAAUGUGCGGAUUGUGCUAGAAAUAUCCGCAGUUUGUUCCACUUGAUUCGUUCUGCUGGUCCCCGGAAGCUUCUUUUCAGCGAAUUUAUCAGAGAGCAGAAUGGCUAUCUGAUAUCCAGCAAACAGGAACUCUUGGACCGUUGGGUGCAACGCCACGAAGAACAAUUCCGCUGGCCACCUGCUAUCCCAAAUCCGGACUUGAUCAAUGUCACCUUGCCGGAUGAAAAAGAAAAUUAUGUCCAUCGAAUUGGUCGCGUUGGCCGUGCCGAACGAAUGGGUCUAGCCAUUAGUUUGGUAUCAACAGUGAAAGAAAAGGUUUGGUACCAUUCCAAUUGCCCAACUCGUGGUCGGGGGUGUUACAACACGCGGUUGGUAGAACACGGUGGCUGUUGCAUAUGGUAUAACGAGCCAAAUUUGCUGGGUGAUAUUGAAGAGCAUCUUGGAAUCACCAUCGAUGCAGUGGAUUCGAAUCUGUUAGUUCAGGCAGACGCGUUUGACGGCAAGGUUGUGUACGGUCAAAAGUUGAAACAAUUGGCACCCAAAUAUAAAACCCACGUGGAUGUCCUGGCCUCGGCUGUCAAGGAACUCAAUCAGUUAGAAAAGAAGACACAGCAGAGCUAUUUACGCUUGAAAUACGCCGGAGAGAUCACGGCCUGAAAACUGAUGCCUCCCCUUCAUUGACCAAAUCUUUCAUUAUCCCUCCAGCUGACUCAUACGCCUUUGCCCUCUGUUCCUGUUAUCCCAGUGAUCUAAUUUCCAUAUAAAUGAAGACGACUUUACCGAUGUUUGCCUACCACAUCCAUUCUUAGCGUGUGGCGCAA
Molecule: messenger RNA, 974 nt
Organism: Opisthorchis viverrini
Lineage: Eukaryota; Metazoa; Platyhelminthes; Trematoda; Opisthorchiida; Opisthorchiidae
Exons: 6
Coding region: 151-810 (219 amino acids)
Source: RefSeq, a predicted model, not a curated record